This is a messenger RNA of Cottoperca gobio, 3261 nucleotides long. RefSeq names its product heparan sulfate 6-O-sulfotransferase 2 (gene hs6st2). Lineage: Eukaryota; Metazoa; Chordata; Actinopteri; Perciformes; Bovichtidae. Bases 531 to 1943 code for a protein of 470 amino acids. Gene Ontology annotation, molecular function: heparan sulfate 6-sulfotransferase activity. Gene Ontology annotation, cellular component: membrane. The transcript is spliced from 2 exons. The record is from RefSeq and is a predicted model, not a curated record.
UGAACUUUAUAGAAACACAAAAUGACAGAUGCCGUACUUUCAAUUUCAUAUAUAUAUUUAACAGACUAAUAACGCUAAAGUAUGACAACGCUUCACCCGGCAGGUUCACUUCGUGUCUCCAUGGCUCUGGAAUGGAUCAUCCGUAGAGCGUACCACACGCUGACGUAACGUUGACGCCCACAUUGAGCGCAGAGGCUUCUGGGAAGAAAGGUCAAGAAUCGAGGCACGGAUUUACUGCUGCAUCAAAGAUUAUCGCUUUGUAAAACGCACUAAUGGUACUGGGAAAAAAUACUUUACUAUUUCAAAUAAGACAUGUAUGCAUUGCUUCCUACAAUACAGCAAACAUUACCAUACAUUUUAAUUUAAACGUUUUUUUAGACUCAGUCGGACUAGCUGCCGUUAGCUAGCUAACGUUAGCAGCUGCAUUGUUAUUGUUUUCGCUUCAUUAGCGGCCAUAAAACAGAUGCCCCGAGGUUCCGAGGCAGGGGUCCGGACUGCCUGAGUGAUGUUUUUUUGUCCGUCUCGGGAAGAUGGAUGAGAAGUCCGGAAGCAGCAGCCACCACCGGCUCCUGAUCGUCCUGCUCAUGGUUUUGCUCUUUGGCGUCAUUAUGGUCCAGUAUGUGUGCCCGAGCAGGUCUGAAUGCGAGAUGCUGCACCAACUAGGGUCCUGGUUCAAGGACGGAGGCGGUGUAACUGGUUCCAGGAGCGGCAGUGGCAAUGAUAUCCAGGACGGGCUGCAAAGAGACCCGUACAUCGCAGAAGACGGUGCUUUGAUACGCUUUGUCCCUCGAUUCAAUUUCACCAAAGCCGAUUUAAGUCGUGGUGUAGACUUCAACAUCAAAGGAGAUGAUGUUAUAGUGUUUCUGCACAUUCAGAAAACGGGUGGUACAACGUUUGGUCGACACCUGGUGCGGAAUAUUCAACUGGAGAGGCCAUGCGAGUGUCACGCAGGUCAGAAGAAGUGUACAUGUUUCCGGCCAGGUAAAAAGGAAACAUGGCUGUUUUCCCGUUUCUCCACCGGCUGGAGCUGCGGGCUUCAUGCGGACUGGACCGAGCUGACCAGCUGCGUCCCGUCGCGCAUGGACUCACGAGAGGCUCCCGAGAACAUGCCCAGUAGGAACUAUUAUUAUAUAACCAUUUUAAGAGACCCAGUUUCACGCUUUCUGAGCGAGUGGCGUCAUGUGCAACGUGGUGCUACAUGGAGGGCCUCCUUACACGUGUGUGAUGGACGUUCACCGACGCUGUCUGAACUGCCGAGCUGUUACUCAGGAGACGACUGGUCGGGUUGCUCCCUGCAGGAGUUCAUGGACUGCCCCUACAACCUGGCCAACAACCGGCAGACCCGCAUGCUGGCUGACCUCAGCCUGGUGGGUUGCUACAAUGUUUCCACCAUGAGUGACGAAGAGCGCUGGGCACUGCUUCUGGAGAGCGCCAAACGUAAUCUACGCGGCAUGGCCUUCUUUGGGCUGACCGAGUACCAGCGUAAGACCCAGUAUCUGUUUGAGCGUACCUUCAACCUGGAGUUCAUCGCACCCUUCACGCAGCUCAACGGCACACGCGCCUCCAGCGUUGACGUCCCCUUUGAGACACAACACAGAAUCCUCCAGCUGAACCGAUGGGACGUGGAGCUGUACGAGUAUGCCCGUGACCUCUUCCUGCAGCGUUUCCAGGUGGCGAGGCAGCAGGAGCGCAGGCAGGCCAGGGCGAGGCGGCAGCAGGAGAGGAGGCGGCUCCGUGGAAGGCUCACGACAAAACAAGGGAGGCAGCUGAAGCCCACAGACACACCCCGCCAGCCUGCGUGCCGCUCUGUAGUACCUGAGGAGCCGCUGAGGGGGAAGGCUGGUGGAGACAGUGCAGAGUCAGAAGUGCUGCUCCCAGACUGGUGGGAUCAGGAUGAGAAUGGCACCAUGGAGGAUUACAUGGACAAUGUGGAGCAGUGGUAGUGACGGGAACAAGGAGGGUGUCUUAAUACUACGUGUGCCAAGUUCUGCCUUGUCUGUUGUUAAUGAAACAAAGUUAUUUUUAGUAUAUGCCUUUACACUACAUUUUCUUUUUUCUGACCAAGAACAAACUACACACAUUUAUUUAUUGAUACUGAUUGUAUUUCUUUGGCACAACUGACAUUCAUAAUGAAUACAUUUCCUUCACUGAAAGAAAGGCUAGUCUAGGAACCUGCUAACCUUUUACCUUUCAGUGACCACACAAGCCUUCUGGACUGUUCUGUUCCCAGAUGCAUAAAACCACUUAGACUAAGGUUGCCCUUAAAUUUGCAUAAAAUCACCAUCAGGAUCUCCUUAAGAUGUUGUAAGGGGAAGUCCAUUGAAUCUCUAAGUGUUUGUACUUAGCUACUUAAGUAUUCCCUUAUGCGUUGUCCUUAAUAGCCAUUUUCCUCAGAAAAUUUCAAGGGCGCCAUACCAGUCUCUUAAAAGUGAAAUAAUUUCUGGAACACAAGACAAUGGCUGAAUUUAUAGGGAUUGAAGAAGACGAGGAGAUACCAAGAAGCAUUUUUCGGGACAGGGAAAACCCACUGGACACUUUGAGCAUUGAGCAAGUACAGAUUUGAUCUUCAAAAUCUCUAUUAUAUUACACAUUAUAAUUAUAUUGUAUUCUUUGAGGAGGACAACAUUCUCAUCUGUCCAGUUUGGCUUUAUUUUUAUUUUUGUAUUCUUUUUGUUGUCCAUUUUGGAAAAGCUAGCUAACACUGACAAUAAUGCUAUAAAGUAACGUUAAAGGAUGGUGACGUGAGUGAAGCGUAACCACGGUAACCGAUGUGUGUGUGUGUGUGCGGUAUUAUGACAGUAACUACCGUGAAAGCCUUAGUCUGGACACUUAGGCUAGGAGACGACCUAAGAGGCUUUAUGCAACGCUCCUAAAUAAACACCUGAGCUAUUUUGCAUAAAUGACAAACUUAAUUUUCAAGGUAGUUUAUGCAACAAGGCACUGACCUUUUAACACUGAACUCUUGUAAUGUAGCUUGGGAUGAGGAGGUGUCUAUUUUAUUUGUUAAGAAGAACAAUGUAAUGCUUGUUUCUAUCAAUAAUAUGCUACUGUUUGUGAUUUACAAUCUAUAUGUUUGCCAAAUUGUUAUCUUGUCUGAAAUGCGUACAUUUUAAAAUGUACUUGUGUUUUUAAGUGUAUUUUAAGUAACAGAAAAGGAGAAUUUCCAUACAUACCUCAUUGUGUAGCAUUAACUGCUAAUGUUGUAAAAUUACUGAAUGUGAUCCAAGUCUCAGUUUUUUAUAUAAAAAUGCUUUUACAUUC